Perca fluviatilis (European perch) is the source of this 3874-nucleotide messenger RNA. It is a transcript of the gene plcd3a, whose product is annotated as phospholipase C, delta 3a. The coding region runs from base 401 to 2773 and encodes 790 amino acids. The record is from RefSeq and is a predicted model, not a curated record. The transcript has 15 exons. Gene Ontology annotation, molecular function: calcium ion binding; phosphatidylinositol-4,5-bisphosphate phospholipase C activity. Gene Ontology annotation, biological process: intracellular signal transduction; lipid metabolic process. Lineage: Eukaryota; Metazoa; Chordata; Actinopteri; Perciformes; Percidae.
CAGAUAAUGGAAAUACUCGAAUAAAGUACAGUACCUCAAAAUUGUUGCCUGCUUAAGUAGGCUAGGUUAGGUACACUAGGCUCCUUGAGUAAAUAGUCCUGUGCAGGGACUUGAACCUCCUCUGGUUCAUGCAGUCCAGUUCAUCGGUGUUUGUUGGGACAGGAGGAGGAGGUAGUGCGUUAGGUGUGCGCCACGUUUGGAGUAAUAUUACGCACAGGCAUGGGGAGCAGCGCCGGGGAGGGACUUUACACAAGUGUCUCGCUCUCUGCUCGGAGGCCUCUCAGAGACAGCACAAAUCUGCGCUUGCGGGAAGACACCUGCCUCCUUAAACGUUACUAUUUCGUAGGGCGAGCCGCAAGUAAAGUUGUAGCCUACAGUCAUUUUCGCUGGAGUUGUAAUAAUGUUAGGCAGCGGUAAGUCAGCGGCCACCAGUCCCAGAGAGCGGAGGAGGAAAGGGGCCGAGAAGACGAUGGAUCCCAUCAGAAGGCUCGGUCUACUGGACAAUGAGGACGUACGUGUGAUGAUGCAGGGCUGCAGCAUGGUGAAAGUUCGCUCUUCAAGGUGGCAGAAGAGCCGAAACCUGCGGCUGCUGGAUGACGGACUAACUGUGUGGUGUGAAUCCACCAAGAGCUCCCGCAAAGCCAAAGCCCAGCAAACAUUCGCAGUGACAGAAGUGGAGUGUGUGCGUGAAGGCUGCCAGUCCGAGGCGCUGCGGCAGCUGUCCGGGUCGGUGCCGGAGGGCCAGUGCUUCACAGUGGUCUUCAGAGGUGCCAGGAAAAGCCUGGACCUGCUGUGCCCCUGUGAGGAUGAAGCUCAGCACUGGGUGCGAGGGCUACGCACUUUAAAGGAGCACGUGGCCAACAUGAGUCAGAAACAAAAACUUGACCAUUGGAUCCGACGCUACCUGAAGCGAGCGGAUCAGAACCAGGACGGCAAGAUGAGCUACGAUGAGGUCAAACGCCUGCUCCAGAUGAUCAACAUUGACCUGAGUGAGCAGUAUGCCCGCUCUUUAUUCAAGAGGUGUGAUCGAUCCGGUGAUGGUCGUCUGGAUCAUGUAGAGAUUGAGGAGUUUUGCAGGGAGCUGCUGCGACGGCCCGAGCUGGACGCUGUGUUCAGACACUAUUCAAGUAAUGGGUGUGUGCUCGCCACUGCUGAGCUGCGCGACUUCCUGGGAGACCAAGGAGAAGACGCCUCGUUGAAUCAUGCUCAGAGCCUCAUACUCACCUAUGAGCUCAAUGACUGGGCUCAAAAGAACCAGUACAUGACUCAGAAUGGUUUCACUAUGUACAUGCUGUCUCGGGAGAAUGAUGUGGUUAACCCUGACCAUGCCAGAGUCUACCAGGACAUGAGCUACCCUUUGGCCCACUACUUCAUCUCCUCGUCACACAACACUUACCUAACCAAGGACCAAGUCACCAGCGCCAGCAGCACUGAGCCAUACAUCAGGGCUCUGAAUCAGGGCUGUCGCUGUGUGGAGCUUGACUGCUGGGAUGGAGAUAAAGGUGAACCUGUCAUCUACCAUGGCCACACUCUCACUUCCAAAGUGCCAUUUAAAGAGGUCAUUGAAACCAUUGCCCAGUAUGCCUUCAAGGUGUCCCCAUAUCCUCUAAUCCUGUCCUUGGAGAACCACUGUUCUGUGGAGCAGCAAGCUGUCAUGGCCAAACACCUCCGCACCAUCCUGGGCAGCAAACUACUUACCAAGCCACUCAGUGCCCAGCCGCCGAAGGACUUGCCUUCUCCUGAAGAGCUGAAGGGGCGUAUCCUGGUAAAAGGGAAGAAGCAGAUUCCUCACUUGGGCCAGCUGGGAAAGGCUGGCAGCUGUGCCAGCUUCUCCUCAAGCUCUGAAGAUGAACCAGCAAGCAGCUAUAAGAACACCCCCAAGAAGGAUCCUGCAAAGGUCUGUUCUAAACUGAGCCCAGAGCUAUCAGAGCUAGUGGUGUACUGCAGAAGUGUCCCAUUCCGUGGGUUUGAAAAUGCAUCUGAAAAACCUCCAAAUGAAAUGUCCUCCUUCUCUGAAAAUGAGGCCCACAGGCUCAUCAAAGACUCAGGAAAGCUUUUUGUGAGACACAACAGCAGGCAGCUGAGCCGGAUUUACCCGUCUGGCCAGCGCCUCCAAUCAUCCAACUAUGAUCCUCAGGAAAUGUGGAACGCUGGCUGCCAGAUGGUGGCUUUGAACUUCCAGACACCCGGGGAGCAAAUGGACCUGAACCAGGGUCGCUUCCUCCACAAUGGUCGCUGUGGAUACAUUCUCAAACCGGGCUUCCUGUGCAGCCCCACUUCCGACUUUAACCCAGAGAAUACGGGAGGAGGACCCGGUCACAUUCCCACCCAGCUGACAAUACGAAUAAUAUCUGCACAGCAGCUGCCAAAAAUCAAUACAGAAAAGGCUAGCUCCAUAGUGGACCCACAAGUGUGGGUGGAAAUUCAUGGGGUGGCUAUUGAUAAUGCAAGAAACAAAACCCAGCGCAUUGACAACAAUGGUUUCAACCCACGAUGGGACUGCACUCUGAGCUUCCAGCUGCAGGUCCCUGAACUGGCCCUGGUGCGGUUUGUAGUGGAGGACCAUGAUCACACUGCCAAAAAUGACUUUGUGGGGCAGUUCACUUUACCUUUCAUGAGCCUACGAACAGGUUAUCGACAUGUUCAUUUAUUAAAGGCAGAUGGUUCCAGUCUGUCCCCCAGCACACUCUUCAUCCAUGUCAAAGUGACCCUCAAAGGAGUUCCCAUCAAAACUGUGUCCGAGCGUAUAGCCCUUGCCAAACGCAAGGCAUGACGUGCAUCUGAACGAAAGCUGCAUUUUCUGACAACAAAGGGCUUUGGAAAAGGAGCUCUGAAUGUGAGCAGAGAGAGACUGCCGCUGUUGCUGCCAGCCGGUCUCACAGUCCAGAUCUCAAGUGGUCCAAUUUACACUGAGCCACUUCCCAAUGCAGGAGGAAAGAUGUUGUUUAUCAGAAAUGAAGAAGCACGCUGGCUCUUAGCAAAUGAAUUGCCUCAGGCUGGAUAAUGAAUCCAUGAUACACUGUGAGAGUAUCUGGUCUUGUCAGUGCUGAGUUCUCUAGGAACAGGGCACUGAGGAUUGUAGUUCAUGAAAUACACCAAUAUGGGACUCGUUACAAAAUUAAUUUAAAUGUUAACUCUCAUGUGUAGGUGGAUAUCCCAUAAUAUUUUAAUUUUUUUUACACUUAUUUGGCUUAACCUUAAAGAAUGAGGAUAGUUUAACAAAAAACAGCACUUACUUAACUGAGGCUGUCUUAUAAGUGCUGUAAGUAGGAGUCCAAGCAUGUCAUUAAAAAGUUUGUCAUUGUUUGUCAAGUUGAAUUGUUUCAACACUAACUGUGAUGUAAUGCAGAUGUGAUAAUGUUUCUAAGAUUGUCACUGGUUGUUUGAAAAAAUGAUGAAAUUGUUUAUUCAGUUAGUCUUACUUCAUACUUCAGAUACUUGGCACUUUUAAUUGUAUGACAAUAUAUUAUUGAAACAAACAGUAUUAACUUUAACUUAACUUUCUUAAAAAUGUCAUUUGUUGUAAAAAUGUCAUAAUUAUUUAUGUUGAAAAUUCUUAUCCUUAGGUUCAGAUCUAGGAAAUUGUGGUUAAACACUAAUUGCAACAUUCUAACACAACCACCAAUUACUUUAGGCUACAGUGAAUCGUUUAAUACUCUCAUAAAGAGCUUCCCUGAUAAUACAAUGGUGCAGUAAUGAGAGAUGCUGCACUUGGAUUACUGUAAUAACAGUGUAUACGAUCAGGAUGGAUUUCAAUAGCAUGAGACAAAUGGUGAAGACUUUGUUAAGGCUUAAAAGCUUAUUUUGUGUGAAUGGCAGGUGGUAUUAUGUAUGCAAGAGAAAAUACUGUUUCCAUAAAAGCUCUGAUAACACA